This is a messenger RNA of Neomonachus schauinslandi (Hawaiian monk seal), 2394 nucleotides long. It is a transcript of the gene CDH19, whose product is annotated as cadherin 19. Gene Ontology annotation, molecular function: calcium ion binding; cadherin binding. The record is from RefSeq and is a predicted model, not a curated record. Bases 79 to 2394 code for a protein of 771 amino acids. Gene Ontology annotation, biological process: calcium-dependent cell-cell adhesion; multicellular organism development; cell-cell junction assembly. Lineage: Eukaryota; Metazoa; Chordata; Mammalia; Carnivora; Phocidae. The transcript is spliced from 11 exons. Gene Ontology annotation, cellular component: plasma membrane; catenin complex; adherens junction.
AGACUAUAAAGGAACAUACAGUUUUGUUUGCAACUACUCUUUCCUCUGAAGAAUACCAGUUGGAAUCAAAAGAGCAGAAUGAAUUGUUGCUUAUUGCUACCUUUCCUGUUGGGAAUUCCUCUCAUAUGGCCUUGCUUUACAGCAACAGAAAUCUCUACAACAGACGAGGUUAAGCACCCAGUGGGUUCUCAUUUCAGAGUGAAGCGUGGUUGGAUGUGGAACCAGUUUUUUGUACCAGAGGAAAUGAAUAAGACUAAUUAUCACAUUGGCCAGCUAAGAUCUGAUUUAGACAAUGGAAACAACUCUUUCCAGUACAAGCUUUUGGGAGCUGGAGCUGGAAGUAUUUUUGUCAUUGAUGAGAGAACAGGUGACAUAUAUGCCGUCCAGAAGCUUGAUAGAGAGGAACGAUCCCUCUACACUCUAAGAGCCCAGGUAAUAGACAGCACUACUGGAAGGGCUGUGGAACCUGAGUCUGAGUUUGUCAUCAGAGUUUCGGAUAUCAAUGACAAUGAACCAAAAUUCCUAGAUGAACCUUAUGAGGCCAUUGUACCAGAGAUGUCUCCAGAAGGAACAUUAGUCAUCCAAGUGACAGCAAAUGAUGCUGAUGAUCCUUCAAGUGGCAAUAAUGCUCGUCUCCUGUACAGUUUACUACAAGGCCAACCAUAUUUUUCCAUUGAGCCAACAACAGGAGUCAUAAGAAUAUCUUCUAAAAUGGAUAGAGAACUGCAAGAUGAGUAUUGGGUAAUUAUUCAAGCCAAAGAUAUGAUUGGUCUGCCUGGGGCACUGUCUGGAACAACAAGUGUAUUAAUUAAACUUUCUGAUGUGAACGACAAUAAACCUAUAUUUAAGGAACGUUUAUACCGCUUGACUGUUUCUGAAUCUGCACCCACUGGGACUUCAAUAGGAAAAAUCAUGGCAUAUGAUAAUGAUAUUGGAGAGAAUGCAGAAAUGGAUUACAGCAUUGAAGAUGAUUCACAAACAUUUCACAUAAUUACUAAUAAUGAGACACAAGAAGGAAUAGUUAUAUUAAAAAAGAAAGUGGAUUUUGAGCACCAGAACCAAUAUCGUAUUAGAGCAAAUGUUAAAAACCGCCAUGUUGAUGAGAAGCUCAUGGAAUACCAUGUUGAAGCUUCCACCACUCUCAUUAGGGUCCAGGUGGAAGAUGAAGAUGAACCUCCUGUGUUCCUCCUCCCAUAUUACCUAUUUGAAAUCUUUGAAGAAAGCCCGCAUGGAUCAUUUGUAGGCAUGGUCUCCGCCAUAGAUCCAGAUCAGAGGAAAUCUCCUAUCAGGUAUUCUAUGACCGGAAGCAAAGUGUUCAGUAUUGAUACCAACGGCACAAUCAUCACAACUCACCCUCUUGAUCGAGAGAUUAGUGCUUGGUACAACCUAAGUAUUAUAGCCACAGAGAAAUACAAUGUGCAACAGAUUUCUGCAGUUCCUGUGUAUGUACAAGUUCUUAAUGUUAAUGAUCAUGCUCCCGAGUUCUCUGAAUACUAUGACACAUAUGUUUGUGAAAAUGCAGGCUCUGGUCAGGUAAUUCAGACCAUCAGUGCAGUGGAUAGAGAUGAAUCCAUAGAAGAUCAUCACUUUUACUUUAAUCUACCUGUGGAAGACACAAAGAACUCAAGUUUCAUAAUCAUAGAUAAUGAAGAUAACACAGCUGUAAUUUUGACCAAUAGAACUGGUUUUAGCGUUCAGGAAGAGCCUGUCUUCUACAUGUCUGUCCUAAUUGCUGACAAUGGAAUCCCGUCACUUACAAGUACAAACACCCUUACCAUACAUAUCUGUGACUGUGAUGACUCAGGCAGUACACACACCUGCAGGAAUAAGGACCUUACACUUGCCAUGGGAUUCAGAACAGAAGUCAUACUUGCUAUUUUGAUAAGCAUCAUGAUAAUAUUUGGGUUUGUUUUUUUGAUCUUAGGACUGAAACAGCGAAGAAAGCAGACUCUCUUUCCGGAGAAAGGUGAAGACUUCCGAGAGAAUAUAUUCAGAUACGACGAUGAAGGGGGAGGAGAAGAAGAUACAGAGGCUUUUGAUAUUGCAGAGCUGAGGAGUAGCACCAUCUUGCGGGAACGCCAGACACGGAAAACCGCUCCCGCAGAAAUCAGGAGUCUGUACCGCCAGUCCUUACAGGUUGGCCCAGACAGUGCCAUCUUCCGGAAAUUCAUUCUAGAAAAGCUCGAAGAAGCUAAUACUGAUCCUUGUGCCCCUCCUUUUGACUCCCUCCAGACCUACGCUUUUGAGGGAACAGGGUCAUUAGCUGGAUCUCUGAGCUCCUUAGGAUCAGCAGUCUCUGAUCAGGAUGAAAAUUAUGAUUACCUUAACGAGUUGGGACCUCGCUUUAAAAGAUUAGCAUGCAUGUUUGGUUCUGCUAUGCCGUCAAAUAAUUAG